This is a messenger RNA of Parnassius apollo (apollo), 2583 nucleotides long. The record is from the annotation of a GenBank genome assembly. NCBI's taxonomy places the organism in Eukaryota, Metazoa, Arthropoda, Insecta, Lepidoptera, Papilionidae.
AUGAUAAUAGAAACUGAAGCUAGUCAUACCGAUAAAUCUAGCGUAGCGGAGGUACUAGCGGCUAAAUCUGGCAUAGCGGAGGUGCUAGAGGCUAAAUCUGGGGCAGUGAAGGUGCUAGCAGCCAAAUCUGGUGCACAAUUUACAAAAAUAUUAGAAAGUAUGCGCCGAAAAAGUGAACGAAGUGCGACUAAGAAAAAAGCAUCGCCGGAGAAAAAGGUUGAAAAACUUAAACGUACAAGAUCUAGGCGUAGAAAAUCAACAUCUUCUGAGAAUGAGUCAGGUGAAGAGUCUAAAGUAAAACAGGAAGCUGAAGUCACUAAUGUGGUAGAACAAAAUGUGGAGCAAACAGCCAAAACAGACAGCCCGGAAGAAUCACAAGAACAAGUGUGGCAAGUUAAAGCUGCAGACGGUUCUGGUGAUAGUGGCGAGUUACAGAAAAUAAAGAUUUGCUUAACAAGGCCACCGUCAACUCCUGAAAGGGUAGAUAAAUCUCCUCGAAGUAGGAGAAAACAUUCACGUACCACGAGUUUUAGUGAUUCUCAGACUGGUGAAGGGCCGGAAGAGAAAAAAAAGUCUCGACUUCGCUCAAAACAUUCAACAAGUGUAUCAAGUGAAAACUCUGACAAAACAGAUAUUCAUCUUGACGAGCCGCAAAAAGAAUGCACAUCGGAAAAAAAUCUGGACACAGAAAUUCAAGAGCCCACCGAUGUAGUGUCGCAGUCUCAAUCAAAUGAGGAAAACACAAUGAAUGAAAAAAGAGAAAUUCAAGAGCCUACCGAUGUAAUGUCACAGUCUCAAUUAAAUGAGGAAAAAACAAUGAAUGAAAGAAGUGACAUUAAAGAUUCUCGUGAUGUAAUGCCGCAGUCUCAAUCAAAUGAGAGAAGAACAAUCAGUGACGAAAAUAUUUCAGCUUGUAUACAAUCAGAAACUGAAACAUCAACAUUGGAAGAAAUUAACAUACAGAAUAAAAUAGAUGUGGACGCCACAAAAGAAAGUGAGAAUGAUAAAUCGUGUGAGGAUAAGGACAAACAGAAUUAUACUGAUAAGGAAUCAGAAAAGAAGAGCCCAGAAAGAGAAAGAAGUAUGUCAAUUGACAAAUCUGAAGUUCUUGAAAUACAUGCUGAGGAAAGUAAAGGUGAAAUUUCUGAUCUCGGGAUUUCAGAGUCUCAAAAUGAAGUAAAUAAUGUUGAUCCAGAAUCACAUGAAGAAAUGAGUACAAAAGAAAGGGAAUUAGAUAAGGUAAGUAUAAAUGAGGAUAAAAGUGAUAAAAAUAUUCUUGAAAAUACAGAGUCUUCUCAGAAUGAGUUACAAGUGUCAACUAAUGAAACUGAUGUUGUAGCAAAAUGUGAAAUUCCUAUGAGUGAUAGUCCAAAAAACACGGCUGAUUCUACCUCAAGUACACACAAUGUAAAGUCGAUUGAUAGCCGAAAAAAACUUGGGAAUUCGGAGAGUACACAGUCUAGUAAUGAAGAUAAUGUACACAACGGUCAUAACAAUACAGUAAUAAACAGAAAACGCAGGUGGGGCUCGCGGACCAGCAAAUUAACUUCUCAGAAAUCAAUAACCAUUUCUACAGAUGUGCUCAAAGAAAUCAUACCAGAUGUGAAACUUGUUGAGUUUGAUGAAGUCAUUGAAGAAAAGAAACAGCAUAAAAGAGUUGAAGUGGUAGAAAAGGUUGAAAGGCCAAUACUGCCAAAAAUAAUUAUUGACAACACUGAGAAUGUAGAGCAAAAUAAAAGAGAACAAGAAGAUAAAGAUAAGGAAAACAUGAAACUCAAAGAACCUACAAGCUUAGCUUCAACCCGAAAAAUAUCUAUUGUAAAAGACUCGGACAAUAUUGCUAUUGUAAGACCGCCUAGCCCGCCGAGACAUAAACAGUCAAAUAUUUUGUACAUAACAAAUCUAGUGAGACCAUUUACUUUAUCACAAUUAAAAAAUUUGCUACAGAGGACUGGACGAAUUGUUGAAAAUGGUUUUUGGAUAGAUAGGAUUAAAUCAAAAUGUUAUGUCAUUUAUGAAACUGAAGAUCAAGCAGUAGAAACUAGGCAUGCUUUGCAUGGAGUGACCUGGCCGGUAUCAAAUCCUAAAACAUUACAUGUAGAUUUUUCUACACAAGAAGAAUUUGAUAAAGCUAAAGCAAAUGAAGAAACUGAUAAUGCCAAAGCUUCAACUAUGCCAGGAACAGUAGAAGAUUGGCUACGUGAGCAAGAUUUAAAAAGAGAAAGGGGAGAAUUGGAUAAACCAUGGGAACGUAAAACUAUGCGAGAGUGGGAUGUAGGUAAAAAUGACAAGGGUAAAGAACAAGAAAAAGAAAAAUUACGGAGAGAUGAUAGAUCUCUCGAAAAACGACGACAUCAUACACCAGAGAGAAGUCCUGAGCCAGCAAAAAAAUUCAAGAAGAAAGAAGAAGCUCCAGCAAAACUCUUAGAUGAUUUGUUUAGAAAAACUAAAACCACUCCCUGCAUCUAUUGGUUGCCACUGUCAGCUGAAACUAUUGCAAUAAAAGAAGAGCAGCGCCGUCAGCAUAUGGCCGAGCAUGAGAGACGUUUGCAGGAAUUACGACGCACGCAUCGCAGACAUUAG